Molecule: messenger RNA, 348 nt
Organism: Piliocolobus tephrosceles (Ugandan red Colobus)
Lineage: Eukaryota; Metazoa; Chordata; Mammalia; Primates; Cercopithecidae
Product: cystatin-12-like
Exons: 3
Coding region: 1-348 (115 amino acids)
Molecular function (GO): cysteine-type endopeptidase inhibitor activity
Source: RefSeq, a predicted model, not a curated record
AUGCAGUGGAAGCUGCCCCUGCUUGUGGGGCUCAUCGUGCUGGGAACCCAUGUCUGCAGCUGCAAAUUUGUAGACAUCGAUAAGAACUCGAAGGAUUUCGCCAGUGCUGUGGAGUAUGCUGUGUUUCAAUUCAAUGAGGACCAGGAAGAUGAGUUUGCCUACAAGUUUCUGCAGGUCCACCGGAGCCAGCGCAAGAGAUUGACGCUCAUAUAUUUAAUGGACUUGGAGAUGGGCCGUACAGUUUGUAAGAAACAUGAUGAAGACAUUGACAAUUGCCCAUUGCAAGAAGGCACAGAAGAGAAAAUGUUCAGCCUCCUGAACAGCACCUGUGUGGAGAGAAGGUGGUGA